AUGGCGUCUUCCUCAAGAAAAUACCAAAUGAUGGAUGAUGCAGCUGAUGACAAGGAGUGGAUCCCCGCCACCAAGCUGGGCUGCCUGGUUAAGGACAUAAAGAUCAGGUCCUUGGAGGAGAUUCAUCUGCUCUCCCUGCCCAUUAAGGAAUCCAAGAUUAUUGACUUUUUCCUGGGUGCAUCCCUAAAGGAUGAGGUUACAAAGAUCAGGCCAGUGCAGAAUGAGACAUGGGUUGGCCAGCAGACCACGUUCAAAGCUUUUGAUGCUAUUGGGGACUACAACGGUCACAUUGGUCUUGGUGUUAAGUGCUCUGAGGAGGUAGCCACUGACAUCCAAGGGGCCAUCAUCUUGGCCAAACUUUCCAUUGUCCCUGUUAGGAGAGGCUACUGGAGGAACAAGAUUGGCAAGCCCCAUAUUGUUCUGUGCAAGGUGACCUUUGAUGCCAUCUCCAAGACCUACAGCUACCUGACCUCUGACCUCUGGAAAGAGACUGUGUUCACCAUGUCUCCUUAUCAGGAGUUCACUGACCAUCUUGUAAAAACUCACACCAGAGUUUCUGUUCAGAGGACCUAG
This is a messenger RNA of Acomys russatus (golden spiny mouse), 573 nucleotides long. Its product is annotated as 40S ribosomal protein S2-like. The transcript is spliced from 2 exons. Gene Ontology annotation, molecular function: structural constituent of ribosome; RNA binding. Bases 1 to 573 code for a protein of 190 amino acids. NCBI's taxonomy places the organism in Eukaryota, Metazoa, Chordata, Mammalia, Rodentia, Muridae. Gene Ontology annotation, biological process: translation. Gene Ontology annotation, cellular component: cytosolic small ribosomal subunit; ribosome. The record is from RefSeq and is a predicted model, not a curated record.